CCUCAGACCCCGGUGGCUCACACUCAGCCUGAGGCUCCUCUUCAGUCUGAUCUCAGCGGAUCGGCUCAGACUCCUCCAGCCGAGCAGCUCGACACGCCGCCGUCCACCGUCGACACCGCCGCCCUCAGCGAGGAGCCACUUCCUGUCAAACUGCUCGUUAAACCCGGUCGACCCGCCCACAUCUGUGCCACCUGCAACAAGGAGUUCAAGAACAGCUACAACCUGCGGCGGCACCAGUCGGUACACACGGGCAUCAAGAUGAAGGACCGGGUGGCCCGCGAGAAGGAGGAUGGAGUCAAAGGUGGACGGGUGGAGAAGCAGACCGUCCCUCUGUCGCUCCUCCACCUCACUCUGCCUCCUCCACCUCCUCCUGCUCCUCCUCCUCCUCCGGCCCAGGAGACCCUCCCCCAGCACGCCACCAUCCAACAGGGCCAGCCGGUCUCUGUGUCCAUGGCUGCGCCGCCUCAACCCAUCCAGGCAGCUGUUGUGGUGGUGGGCUCCAUGGAGCAGAAUCUGAACCGCCACCCCAACGCCAACCAGGUGAGGAAGAACCACGCCUGCGAGGCCUGCGGGAAGGCCUUCAGGGACGUGUACCACCUGAACCGCCACCGCCUGUCCCACUCGGACGAGAAGCCGUACUCCUGCCCCGUCUGCCAGCAGCGCUUCAAGAGGAAAGACCGCAUGAGCUACCACGUCCGCUCACACCAGGGCAGCGUGGAGAAACCCUACGUCUGUCCUCACUGCGCCAAGGCCUUCUCCCGACCGGAUCACCUCAACAGUCACGUCCGGCAGGUGCACUCUACAGAGAGACCGUUCAAGUGCACGACGUGCACGUCGGCGUUCGCCACGCGGGAUCGACUCCGCGCUCACCUGAUCCGCCACGAGGAGAAGGUUCCGUGUCACAUCUGUGGGAAGCUGCUGUCCGCCGCCUACAUCACCGACCACAUGAGGGUCCACAACCAGUCGCAGCACCACGCCUGUCACCUCUGCAACCGCAGCUUCACCACGCUCACCUACCUGAGGGUCCACGCUCAGAAGCACCACGGUCAGGAGUGGAAGGAGAGCGGCGGGGCGCGAGGGGGCUUCGGUGGGACGGGGGCCGGCGGGGUGCUGCUGUGCCAGCUGUGCGGCGUGCAGUGCAAGACAGCCACGCAGCUCCAGGGUCACAUGGGCACCCACGCCAGCCAGGGAGACCCCGUCCAGGACCCCACGAGCACCACCGGCGUGGCCGUCACCGUGUCCAGUGCUAGCGCGGUGGGACUGCUAGUAACUGACUGCUCCGGCAUCGGCCCCCCGCCCCACAGCUAGCACGCUGGGAGGGCGACGGGGGGGAGGGGGGGUGCAGGUUAAACGAGGAGGAGAGACAACAUCCAACAUAGAUGUUUUCUCAACAAACUAAAGUCAGACUGAGAGAAGCUGCCGUGUAAAUCGUCUCUCCUCCUCCUCGUUAUUCAUGGUUUCGUGAGGACAACAAGUCUUUUCGGACCUUUUACCUCCAAACAGCUGAUCUCUCACGAACACUGAGAGACUCACUCUGCGAACUGUACAGAAGAGUCAAAGACAGGAAAGAGACAGUGGAGAAGAAGACAAUAAGGAGACCUCUGCUCACUCAUUAAGUAGUAAAACGAUGUGUGUUUAUUCACGUGGCUCAGCGAUUAGCUGUUUCUAUUUGUCAUCAUCUCGUUGUUUUAACUGUCGACUGACUUGCACAUUACAUUUAGCAGACGCUUUUAUCCAAAGCGACUUACAAUUCAGAUUCUAUCACAUUCUACACCAUAGAACAGCUACGG
Molecule: messenger RNA, 1790 nt
Organism: Anarrhichthys ocellatus (wolf-eel)
Lineage: Eukaryota; Metazoa; Chordata; Actinopteri; Perciformes; Anarhichadidae
Product: myc-associated zinc finger protein-like
Exons: 7
Biological process (GO): regulation of gene expression
Cellular component (GO): nucleus
Source: RefSeq, a predicted model, not a curated record